Lipotes vexillifer (Yangtze River dolphin) is the source of this 1103-nucleotide messenger RNA. RefSeq names its product ankyrin repeat domain 40 (gene ANKRD40). The transcript is spliced from 5 exons. The record is from RefSeq and is a predicted model, not a curated record. NCBI's taxonomy places the organism in Eukaryota, Metazoa, Chordata, Mammalia, Artiodactyla, Lipotidae. Gene Ontology annotation, molecular function: protein binding. Bases 3 to 1103 code for a protein of 366 amino acids.
AGAUGAGCGCUCUCCUGGAGCAGAAGGAGCAGCAGGAGAGGCUGCGGGAGGCCGCGGCCUUGGGGGACAUUCGGGAGGUGCAGAAACUGGUGGAGAGCGGGGUGGAUGUGAACUCCCAAAAUGAGGUCAACGGCUGGACCUGUUUACACUGGGCAUGUAAACGCAAUCAUGGUCAGGUGGUCUCUUACUUGUUAAAAUCAGGAGCUGACAAAGAGAUUCUUACCACAAAGGGAGAAAUGCCAGUCCAAUUAACAUCAAGGAGAGAAAUUAGGAAGAUUAUGGGAGUGGAAGAUGAUGAUGAUGAUGACCAUGACCACCUCCCCCAGCUGAAGAAGGAGUCAGAGCUGCCCUUUGUUCCGAACUAUUUGGCCAACCCAGCCUUCCCUUUCAUCUAUACCCCUGGGUCGGAGGAUUCAGCCCAGCUGCAGAAUGGGGGCCCCUCCACACCUCCUGCAUCACCCCCUGCAGAUGGCUCGCCUCCAUUGCUGCCCCCUGGGGAACCUCCCCUGCUUGGGGCCUUUCCACGGGACCACACCUCUUUGGCACUGGUUCAGAAUGGGGAUGUGUCUGCCCCAUCUGCCAUACUCAGAACACCAGAAAGCACAAAACCGGGUCCUGUUUGUCAGCCACCGGUGAGUCAGAGUUGCUCCCUGUUCUCUUCUGUCCCGUCCAAGCCACCAAUGUCUCUGGAGCCUCAAAAUGGGACGUAUGCAGGACCAGCGCCAGCAUUCCAGCCAUUUUUCUUCACCGGAGCAUUUCCAUUUAAUGUGCAAGAGCUGGUACUCAAGGUGAGGAUUCAGAACCCAUCUCUUCGAGAAAAUGAUUUCAUUGAAAUUGAACUGGACCGACAGGAGCUCACCUACCAAGAAUUGCUCAGAGUGAGUUGCUGUGAGCUGGGUGUUAAUCCUGAUCAAGUGGAGAAGAUCAGAAAGUUACCCAAUACUCUGGUUAGAAAGGACAAAGAUGUUGCUCGACUCCAAGAUUUCCAGGAGCUGGAACUGGUUCUAAUGAUAAGUGAAAAUAAUUUUCUGUUCAGAAAUGCUGCAUCCACACUGACUGAAAGGCCUUGCUACAACAGGAGAGCUUCAAAACUGACUUACUAA